Molecule: messenger RNA, 4265 nt
Organism: Pygocentrus nattereri (red-bellied piranha)
Lineage: Eukaryota; Metazoa; Chordata; Actinopteri; Characiformes; Serrasalmidae
Gene: sesn4
Product: sestrin-3
Exons: 9
Coding region: 117-1436 (439 amino acids)
Biological process (GO): cellular response to leucine starvation; negative regulation of TORC1 signaling; regulation of response to reactive oxygen species
Cellular component (GO): nucleus
Molecular function (GO): L-leucine binding; oxidoreductase activity, acting on peroxide as acceptor
Source: RefSeq, a predicted model, not a curated record
AAUACUGCAGCUGAUGUCCGGACUUGUAGAUUUCAUAGCGGCUCGGCUUUUGUUAGCGAGUUGGUUAAGACCAAGAAAGACAGAAGAGCCGUAUUCAUGCACUUACAGGGAAGAAAAUGAUCAUCUGUGCGAAGAAAAUGGACUAUCACCUCGGAACUCCGUGUCAGCUUGUCAAAAAUCAGGUGAUGAAGGUGAACUCUGAGAAGGAACGUGCCUCUCCAUUGUGCAUGAAGGCUCUGGCCAGCAGGGGGAGAUUAGACACAGUAUCACAGCAAAUGGCGUCUCAUCCACAGUAUUUGGAGAGCUUCCUGCGAACCCAGCACUACAUACUGUACAUGGACGGCCCGCUGCCCCAUCACUACCGCCACUACAUUGCCAUCAUGGCUGCAGCGCGGCAUCAUUGCAGCUACCUAGUGUCUCUGCACUCUGCUCAGUUCCUGAGGGUAGGGGGCGAUCCACUAUGGCUGCAGGGGUUGGAGGCUGCGCCCCCUCGCCUCCAGCAGCUCGACCACAUCAACAAAGUGCUGGCUCACCAGCCCUGGCUCACUGCUCACUCACACAUCCAGGCUUUGCUGAAACCGGGCGAACAGUGCUGGUCACUGGCCGAGCUGGUCCAGGCUGUGGUGUUGCUGGCCCACUGUCACUCGCUGUGCAGCUUCAUCUUUGGCUCAGCUUCCGAGACGGACACCGCACCCACCUUGAGAGUGCCUCAUGGAACUCCCCCAGGUUACUGCCUGUGCGAUGCUGCCAAUGGCAACACAGCCUUACCACCCACAGAGCGCACGCCCCGCAGGAGGUCUCUAGACUCAAGCUGUGAGCUGACUUGCCUACGAGAGAGAAUCCAAAAGUCUCAGGAAGAGAGAAAAGGAGAUCCAAUUCUACACUCACACACACUCCUGCAUAUAGAUGCAGAAGAGGAGGAAGAGGAGAUGAUGUGUUCUACAGACCCCUCCCGUUUUGUCACAGACCCCGAUUUUGGCUACCAGGAAUUUGCCCGACGGGAGGAGGACCAUUUCCAAGUAUUCCGGGUGCAGGACUACUCAUGGGAGGACCACGGUUUUUCUCUAGUGAACCGGCUCUACUCAGACAUUGGGCAUCUGCUAGACGACCGGUUCCGGAGCGUGGCCUCUCUCCCUUCCCCCCAUGACCCCGAUCUAAAAAGAGCUAUUUGGAACUACAUCCACUGCAUCUAUGGAAUUAGAUAUGAUGAUUAUGAUUAUGGAGAGGUCAACCAACUGCUGGAACGUGGGCUGAAGCUUUAUAUUAAGGCUGUGGCCUGCUACCCAGACUCUACCAAGAAUCUUCUGUGCCCCCUGCCAUUGACCCCUCUCAAAGCCUCAGAGAAGGUCCACGUGAACCUGCUAGUGAUGGAGGCUCGGCUGCAGGCUGAACUGCUCUAUGCACUUAGAGCCAUCACUCAGUAUAUGAUUGCCUAGGACACCGACACUCGCAUGCAGAGAGAUGGAGGGAGUUGCACAGUCACUUAUGGUACAUAAGUGUCCUAACCCAGGGGCGGUGGGGAAAGGCAAGGAAAGAAAAUGGAUGUUAAAUAAAAUGGGGGAGAGCCAAACAGAGACUUAAGAAGAGCAAUAUCUCUCCUAUUCCAUAUCUCUUAUGUAUUCUCAUUGUCAAAGGUUACUUGAGUGUGACAUAAGGUACUGCUGUGAAAAGUCUUCAAGGUGACACUUGAAGGUGGAAAAAACAAUCUUAUCCCCCAUCUCGAUCUCUCCAUCUGUCUGUCUGUUUCUCUCCCUCUCUCUUUGCAUGUUGUUCCUUUUUCAUUACUUUCUCUGACCUUAACUUUGCCCUUAUGUGUGUGUAUGUGUGUGUUUGUGAGGGUGUGUGUGGGUUUUUUUUUUUUUGUUUUUGGUUUUUUUUUUUUCCUACUUUUUUCUGUUUUGGAUGUCCCUGCUCCAGAUGGUUAAUGUGCAAUUAUCUUUAUUCUAUUGUUGUUAUUGUUGUUAUUGUCAAUGAUAUUUUUAUUGUUGUUUUUUUGGCUGUUGCUACUCUGUUAAAUAGUAGAUGGGAGGAUGAGAGGAAGUGGAAAUUUCAGUUCUGGAGUAUUGACUGCGUAAGACUGAGACGAAAACAAAUGACUUUGACAUCUCCCGAAAUCUGAGUCUGUGUUUACUGAGGGCUGAGCGAACAGACAAAAGUUGAAUGUUCAUAUGGUUUCUGAAUGCUUCAUUUGGAUUUAAGUUCAGAACAAAACAACAAAAAAAAAGACAAAUGUAGGGUUACAUGACUAUAACUUUGUUUUAAUAGCACUUUUAAGAUAAACAUAUUUAGGUGCAGACUUCUCUUACAGCAGCAUCCAACUUUAAAACCAUCAAAAAAGGAUGUACUUCAUAUGACUCCUUUUUAGUUGUACUGCUGGCUUAUCCAGCAUUAAUGUGAAGGCUCAAGAUAACACAAACCUGGCAGAACUUUUCAAAUAAUCUGAUGCUUUUUAGCAAUUUUACUGCAAAAGUAUAAAACUUUACGUUAUGAUGUACACUCCACCAAGACGACGGAGUUUAGAAUAAGCUUAAGUUUAAUGAUUUUAAUGUUGAAACGUUGUGGUGUAGGUCAAAUGAAGGAAUUUCCUUUCCAAACGAAUCUGCAAAACAGUUCGAUACUUCGCCAUCUGUGAUACUUUACAGCGCGAUAAGGUCAGAGGUCAGCCUGCCGCAAUGCUUCCUGUAAUUGACCUGCACAAAUUGUUUCCUUGCACUGGACAUUUUUGCACAAAAACCCCGUAAGUGACCUGCAUUGCCUCUGAGCAGCUGUAACUGUUAUUGGAACAAAUGACCUGGUGAGGCCUGGAUUCACUGGUACCAACCACACUGAUGCCAUAAGUACUUCAAAUGUUCUGCUGGUGGGAAAGGCCAAACUUGGUUAUUUGCUAGGUAAAGCCAUGAUAGUAUUGAAGAGUUGCAGUUUUCCGAUGCUCUUGUAAAGGUACAUUUGGCGAAAACAUGGGCAUCAUAAUUUUCUUGUAGUGGUGUUGUUUUUUUUUUUUUUUAAUUUUUUAUUUAUUGUUACACACAUUGCAUUACAGUCCUGUCACUGCAGCUAUGUUCAGACAAAACAGUGCUCAGCAGAUUUUGGCAUGGGCUGCUCUGUUUAGACGGAGUACUGAUUGGAACUGAAGUGCUUUCAAGUUUUUAAACUGAAGAACAGAUAGGUAUCAGAUAUCCGGAAGGGUGGAGGAAUAAUCAGAUUUGAUUUGUCUUUAUAAACAUAGCCAGUGACUGUUCUUGGCUAGGUUUCCCAAAAAAGUCUUGGCAUUGUUAAUGAUUGUUAAAUGGUACAGUGAGCAUCACGUUAAACACUCUCUACCAGUUACGAUUAUCAUAAUGCUACGAAACCUUUGGGAAACUGGGCCUUUGUAGCGUUUUUUUUUUUUUUCUUUCUUUUUUUUUUUUUUUUUUUUUUUUUUUUUUCCCUUGGGAGGGAAGAAAAGGAGGGUUGAGAGUCUCAUCAGCUGUGCUGUUGCAUUUUCUCUUAAUACAGUAGUAGGGACUGUGGAGGAACUAUGGAGUGCAUAUCAGCGGAACACAAAACCAAUGGAUGUAUUUCAGUACGUGCUAAACUUUGGGGCCGACUUCCUGAACACAGGUUUGAGUCCCAGGCUUUAAAGAACUUUUUCCAUUGACUGUAAAGGCUAUUUUAGUCCAGGAAUACAUGGACCUUAAGAGAGCCACUAGAUGGAGCUUAAUAAGCAUGGUGCCUUCAGCUCAUAUCAGUAAGGCAAACUUGGACUGGCAUUGUCAUUGGAGGACAGGGGGUACUACUGAAGCGUGUUCGACAGAGCCGUAUUUGGUUGUGUUGGGCCUAACUGCACUGCUCCUCCGCUCACAAAACAAGUUUCUUCUCAGUUCCAGCCAGCAGCAGCAGCAGCACCAACCCUAUCAGCACUAUCAAGCUGUUCUGUAUCUCUCAUGCUGUAGUUUGCCUGUUGUACCAUCAGCAUGUCUUGAUUGGCCACUCACUGAUAGUCAUGUAUGACAUCAAAGAGCAACAGUGGACUCUUCUCCCCUUUCUGCUUUCUUUGUGAACCCCCCUUUUGAUGGAAGAACUAAAGACUGUGCCACAGUGAUGGAGACUGAAAGACUUGAAAGAGCAUGGCUUUUGCCAAGUUGUUUGAUAUUUACCACGUAAAUGUAGGGAUUAUAAACAAACAAACCCAACAAAAAAAUGUCAAAACAAGAAAAAUCAAGCAAAAAAUCUUUUGUUUCCCCUGAAGUAUGAACCUAUUUUUUCUAUAAAGACAUGCUAUACCA